Ziziphus jujuba (common jujube) is the source of this 988-nucleotide messenger RNA. RefSeq names its product vacuolar protein sorting-associated protein 2 homolog 3. Gene Ontology annotation, biological process: endosome transport via multivesicular body sorting pathway; protein transport; late endosome to vacuole transport. Lineage: Eukaryota; Viridiplantae; Streptophyta; Magnoliopsida; Rosales; Rhamnaceae. The coding region runs from base 178 to 816 and encodes 212 amino acids. The transcript is spliced from 11 exons. The record is from RefSeq and is a predicted model, not a curated record. Gene Ontology annotation, cellular component: ESCRT III complex; multivesicular body.
AUUUACCCACGGGAUCCCGACUUAUAAAUAAAAAUAUAAAGUGGGAAAAUCCUGAAAAGUUUCCAGGUAUUUUCUCCCAAAGCUCCGACCUUGCUGUGUAUUUAUUUGGCUUCAAGGUUUCAAACAGAGCGAAGAAAAUCUCUGUCGCUCUGGUUUGAGACCAAUCCAUCGAUCAUCAUGAACAUAUUUACCAAGAAACCCACAGCCAAAGAGGCUCUUCGGGAGAGUAAAAGAGAGAUGACGAUUGCUACCAGAGGUAUAGAGAAGGAAAUUGGAGCCUUGCAAUUAGAAGAAAAAAAGCUUGUUGCUGAGAUUAAGAGAACUGCUAAGACGGGGAAUGAGGCAGCAACUAAAAUUCUUGCCCGGCAACUUGUCAGACUUAGGCAACAGAUAGCUAAUUUACAAGGAAGUCGAGCUCAAAUGAGGGGCAUUGCGACUCAUACACAGGCAAUGCAUGCUCAAUCUUCAGUUGCUGUUGGCAUGAAAAGUGCUGGUAAAGCAAUGACAUCCAUGAAUAAGCAAAUGGCCCCUGCAAAGCAAGCGAAGAUCAUAAGCAAUUUUCAGAAACAGUCUGCACAAAUGGACAUGACUACUGAAAUGAUGUCUGACGCAAUUGAUGAUGCCUUGGAUAAUGAUGAGGCUGAAGAUGAGACUGACGAGCUGACAAAUCAGGUGCUCGACGAAAUUGGUGUUGAUGUUGCCUCACAGUUGUCAGCGGCUCCAAAAGGAAGGAUUGCACAAAAGAGAUCCGAGGAUGUUAGCAGUUCCGGCAUUGAUGAGCUUGAGAAGCGUUUGGCAGCUCUUCGAAAUCCAUGAGCAUAGAUUGGAAGGAGCAUUGUUUUUUUGGUUUUUCCAACUUGUAAAUAAUUUGUUUGUUACAUGCGCAUAUGUAGCUUAAUGAGAUAAUACCAUACCUUUUGGAUUACUUAUAUUUAUUUUAUAAGUGUUUAAUUUGUUGUUUAUUCCAAUUAAAAUAAGAAAUUUUAUA